Drosophila ficusphila is the source of this 592-nucleotide messenger RNA. It is a transcript of the gene Trs33, whose product is annotated as trafficking protein particle complex subunit 6b. Bases 79 to 537 code for a protein of 152 amino acids. The record is from RefSeq and is a predicted model, not a curated record. NCBI's taxonomy places the organism in Eukaryota, Metazoa, Arthropoda, Insecta, Diptera, Drosophilidae. Gene Ontology annotation, biological process: endoplasmic reticulum to Golgi vesicle-mediated transport; regulation of GTPase activity. Gene Ontology annotation, cellular component: cis-Golgi network; trans-Golgi network; TRAPP complex. The transcript has 2 exons.
CAGCUGUUUAAGUGCAGUUCAAAACAAAGUGGAACAAUUUGUGUUGAAGCACACAAGAAAAUUAUUAUUAUCUUUAAAAUGUCAGAGGAAAUACUUUUUGAUUGCCUUCAUGCUGAGAUAGUCAACUACUGCUUGGACAGCAAUAAGGAGCACGACCUGGCCACUUUGGAGUACAUAGGCUUCACCACCGGCUACCGUUUGAUUGAGCGGCUCACCCGCGAGGUGCCCCGCUUCAAGGACGAACUGGAGACUAUGAAGUUCAUCUGCACCGACUUCUGGACACUUAUCUACAAAAAGCAAGUGGACAACCUGAGAACUAAUAACCACGGCAUGUACGUGGUGCAGGACAAGGCAUUCCGAUUCCUGACGCGCAUCUCGCCGGGCACCAAGCAACUGGAGCACGCGCCCAAGUUCGUGGCCUUCACCUGCGGGCUGGUGCGAGGAGCCCUUAGCAACCUGGGCAUCAACAGUACCGUGACGGCCGAAGUGCAGAGUAUACCGGCCUGCAAGUUCCACAUAGAAGUAAAUAGGAACUAAUUAGGGCAUAAGGCAAUGGUUUAUUACUACAAUUAUAUAGUUACUACAUACUAAA